Molecule: messenger RNA, 2355 nt
Organism: Naumovozyma castellii
Lineage: Eukaryota; Fungi; Ascomycota; Saccharomycetes; Saccharomycetales; Saccharomycetaceae
Exons: 1
Coding region: 1-2355 (784 amino acids)
Source: RefSeq, a predicted model, not a curated record
AUGACAACCAUUGAAGAUUCUACAAUGAACAAGGAGUUCGAGGAAUUACACAUAUCGAAAAGACUCCCCGCUAUACCGUCUGCUUCCAACGCCAAACCAGUGCAUCGAGAUAGUUUGACUGUAAAUAAGAGUCAAGUCGGUCUCGGGCUAGGAAGGAGACCCAGCGAUAAUUUAUUAAGAAGUUUUGCUCAUGAGGAGAGGAUUCCUAAUGAGACUACCAGUUUUAAUCCAGAUGAAUUUUCACCACCAAGAGGCAAAUUAAUUGAUAGACCUGUCUCGAAUGAUUCAAUUGGUACCAGAUCAAGCGGAUUGUUUUCUUCACCUUCCUCAGAUCUGAAUUCUGGUAGUUCAUCUAUCGAAAAUGAAAUUGGUGAGGAAGCCCUCCCUGAUGAAAAUGACGAAUCUCUAGACUCUAUAGAAAAUGUGCCAGCAACGAGGGAUCCACGAGAUUUUAUUAUAAGUUCGAAGAGUAAACAAACUUUCAAUGAUAUGGUGACACCGUCCAAGACUUUUUUCCGUAAUGGAACUAAAGCCAAGUCUCAAGUAUGUGUUGUUCCACAAGGUAGUUUGCCAAUGAGAACGCUUCAAAAUAGUAAUAAUGGGAACUUGGUAUCUAACGCACCCAAGAUGCUGCCUAAUCAAAGACUAUAUAAGCAUGCCAAUAGUACGUCAGCCAUCCUGGCAAAUAAAGUCCCAUUGACACCUUCUCAGCGUUAUAGGUUACGCAGAGAACAAAAUGAGAAAUCCAUCAGAAGUACAAUAAGGAAGAAGGAAAAGUACUAUGAUCAACAAGACCAAGUGAUAGAAUUACAAGAUGGUGAUAUUGACGACUCAUUAGUUUGGGAUAUCCCAAUGGCAUCAUUCUUAACCACGUCAUUCUUAACCAAAUCCAAUAACACAAGUUUUUCUCAGUCUCCUGCCCUGAGACAAUCGCCAUUAUUAGCACCUCCUAACGCACCAUUCCAGUCGGGGAAACAGAGAACUAACUCACCUACACAUAAUUGUCGUGCUAAUUCUAAUCCUCCUGUACUAGAUUAUAAGGAAAUGCCCACAUCACCAAUCCCUGGUAUCAACAAAGUUUCUGAUCUACAAUAUAUGCAAGACACAUCGAUGAACUUAUCAUCAGUUUAUUUACAUUCUACUAAUACAAUCUCUAAAAGUAAAUUAUUGGAACGGACAGAAUCAGCAGAAUGUUUACCACUUGAAUUUAAAGAAGCUAGUGAGAGAGGAAUGGAAGAUCUUCUCCUUGUUUCAGAAGAUAAAUUGGGUGUCGUGAGUCAUUCCAGACCGAGUUGGUUACCACCAAAGGAUUCUAAGGAGAGAAAGUUACAUGAGAGGGAAAUUAGUAAGAGUAUGAGUAUAGCCUCCAUUGAGCAAUUGGAUAGAAAUAAAGAACGGGAGGAGAGAUUGAUUCGAGAUGAAACAAAUAGACAGAAGUAUGUUUUAUUAUUAGAAAGAGACAUUACAAGAAAUUCCUCAUUGCAAAGUUGUAAGAAAGUCAUAUGGGAGACAGCUUUUGGUGAUGACACUAGACGUUCAGCAUAUGAUGAAAUUCUUCAAAGUAAGACUGGUCUUGUCACGGAGAAAUACAUUGAAUCGUUUGAUGGUCUAAUGAAGACAUUGAAGGAGAUGGAUUUCAUUGAAGGUAAAACUGUUGAAUUAAAGGCAUUAAUAAAAAAGGCUAUCGAAACGAAGAUUAGCGGUAGAAGUGGAAUGUCAUCUGAUUUACUUUUAAUGUUGCAAUUAAAAUCAAUUUCACAUGAAGGGUUACUUCCUGGUGAUGAACUUCUAUUCCAUCAUUUGUUGUUAUGUAAAUCCUUUACCUCGUUGAAACAAGUUUGGGAAAUGGUUAACUUAAUUCAAUUAACAUGUUUCAAUGAUGCAUGCAAGGAAAAAUAUGAUUCAAAUAUCAUAGAUCCUCGUGGUGUAGUCGCGCAUUAUCUUCUUAAGGACCCUGAAUUUCAAAAGGAAUUCACCUCUUCGUGUUUAAAUUAUCCCACCAUUUGGAAUGUCCUUGAGCGUGUGGAUCAUUCUCUUUUCAUGUGGAUUUUGGAUGCUAUUGUUGUUGCUAAUAAUCAAUGUUUUUCUAAACAUCCUGUGAAACAGAAUGACUAUCAGGAUAAGGAUUGGGACUAUUACAGAUCAAAGAAAGUUGUGGUUAAUUAUAAAAUCAUUGCAUCAUUAAUUUUGAAUGUAUUAUUAAAUUAUCAUUUUGGGUUCAACGAUUUACAACAGCUAUCCAGUGUGGAUGAUGAAAAAUUUUGCAUUCCUAUACCAUUUGAUGAUUUAUUAGAUAUGGAAGCUGUGAAUGGAGUAUUUAUGAAGAAAUGGCAGCAUUAUUAUAACAAAUUUUAA